ACAUCUUCCAAUAAAUUUGAUUUGAUUUACAUUUGACCGCUGUAGUGGUCAUUAGUAAAAGAUAAGUUCACAUUACGUUGUAAAAUCUUAAGUUAUUCGUUAAAAUAAUCCAGCAAUAUGACAACCCUGAGAAGUAUGACUCGCCUGCUACUAAAGUCCGUACCGGCAGCACACAAGAUAGCUACGACUCGACGGUUUGUGCAUGCAUCGUUUCAGAAUUUUGCUAAAAAACCUGCGGAAACUCAAUCUGGAGAGAAAUUGCGAGUCACCAUGAUUCCUGGGGAUGGAGUUGGACCAGAAUUAAUGUAUUCAGUGAAGGAAGUGUUCACAGCAGCUGAUGUUCCAAUCCAGUUUGAAGAAUUUUGGGUAAGUGAGGUUCAAGACCGAUGUUCUGAUGAACAGAUUGCAGAACUUAUUCAUUCCGUUGCUAAAAACAAAGUUGCACUUAAAGGUAUUCUUGCCACACCUUCUUGGUUUGACAUGGGAGAACUACAAUCUGUUAACAUGAACAUAAGAAAACAGUUGGAUUUGUUUGCAAACGUUGUUCGUGUAAAAAGUUUACCUGGAAUCACCACUCGACAUGGAGCGAUCGACAUCGUGGUUAUUCGGGAACAAACAGAAGGAGAAUACAGCGCACUUGAGCACGAGAGUGUACCUGGUGUGGUGGAAUCUUUAAAAAUCAUAACCCGGGUAAAAUCGGAGAGAAUUGCUAAAUUUGCUUUUGAUUAUGCAACCAAGCAUGGAAGGAACAAAGUUACAGCAGUUCAUAAAGCAAAUAUUAUGAAACUUGCUGAUGGAAUGUUUCUUGAUUCUUGCCGAGAAGUUGCCAAACUUUAUCCUAAAAUUAAGUUUGAAGCUAUGAUUGUAGAUAACACUUGUAUGCAACUUGCCUCCCACCCUUCUCAAUUUGACGUGAUGGUAAUGCCAAACUUGUACGGGAACAUCAUUGAUAAUUUGGCUGCAGGUCUCGUUGGAGGCGCUGGUGUGGUGCCGGGUGAAAGUUACAGCCCUGAUUGUGUGGUGUUUGAAACUGGAGCUCGCCAUCCAUUUGCACAAGCUGUUGGACGUAACAUAGCCAACCCCACUGCCAUGCUAAUGUGUGCUGCUAAUAUGUUGCAUCAUAUGAAUUUAGUGGCGCACGCCAAACUUGUACAAGAUGCACUUUUAAAAGUUCUUCGAGAUGGAAAGAUACGCACCACUGACUUGAAGGGUUAUGCAACCACCACCGAAUUCACAGCUGCAGUUAUUAAUAAUUUAGGUAAAGCUUAAAACUCGCCAAGAUUCCACACAAGUUUAUUAUUUAUUUAAUGUUAGGCUGCUAGUUCCGUUUAUUUUUUUCCCAAAGUUCAAUAAAAAAUAUUUUGUUGUCAAAUCUUUUAUAUGACGUCCCAGUUUACGUCAUUGUAUGACGUCAGAAGUACUGAAAGUUGUUGUUGUGGCGUGCUCCCUACGUCCUAAUAAUAUUUCCGUUUGAGAACGAUUAUUACGCAAUAAUUAAGUUAAUGAUGAAAUUGUACCUUAAAUAGCAUCCACACAUUUAGCUUUAAUUAGGGUUCAAAUUACAAAGAAGUUCAAUUCUCA
This is a messenger RNA of Ciona intestinalis (vase tunicate), 1581 nucleotides long. NCBI's taxonomy places the organism in Eukaryota, Metazoa, Chordata, Ascidiacea, Phlebobranchia, Cionidae. The record is from RefSeq and is a predicted model, not a curated record.